AUGCUCAAAGUGGAGGUGGGCCGCAAGAUUUCUGCAGACACGGACCGCUUGUCCCGCACGCAGGACAUGGCUGAGCUCCGGCAGCACCUCGGCGGAACGGGGGUCAUCAAGAAGAUUUUGGGGAGCCUUGACAUUUCCAAAAGCAAGACUGUGGUGGUCGACUUGUUUGCGCACGAUGGAUGGAUUCCACUUGCUUGUUUGCAGCUGCACAUAGAAAACCAUUCUAUUGCAUGCGGCUCCGUUGCGCACACCGAAAUCGAGUACAAGUUCACCAAGGUGCUCCUGCAUGACUUCUUCGGCCGGGCCAAGUCGAAGCAGCUCAACAUUGCAGGCUUCCCCGAUUUCACCGCGGCCUUGACCGACUUGAGCAAAGUGCACACGGAGAGCUCCCGGCCGGACUACGAGUACCUCGUGACCAUGCCUGUGGGUGCUGACCUCAUCGUGCUUGAGGCUUUGAUGGCCAAGUUCGAGAACUCGGCCUUUGCAGGUGAGUUUUCUGCGAUCUUGAAAAAGCACGACGAGGAGUUCAACAAGCAGCACAAGAAGGCCACCCUAGCAGAUGCCCGCACUGAACUGGAGAACCUUCGAAGGAAGCGCGAGGCCAACACGCCCAGGAAGCUCGAAAAGGCUUACGAGGACAUGACCGCUUUCCGUGCGGAGCACAAGCAGCUCCUCGAGACCACAUGUGGUGACGUCGCCCUGUACUACGACUCGGAUGACAACACAUUGUGGGUGGGGUCGGACCGAAUCUGUGCCAUCCCUCCAAAGACGGAGUGGUUCGGUUUCGGCUCAGGCAAUUUCGUGGAUGGGCCUACGGCAAAGGACGUCCUUUCGGAUGCCAACGGCCGUUGGUAUCGCUACUCCUUGGCUGGAGCCUUGUCUGAUGUGACUGUGAUCUUUGAAUGCGACAGAAAGCUUCCAGAGGAACUCAAGUCGCUCCCCAUGUGGAACCAGGCCGUGACCUUGAAGGAGUUCCUAGUGGCCAUGGAGGACAAAGGCGAGAUCAUUUCGUUUAUGGGGCACACGAAGGACAACGAUCAGCUGAAGGUCGAUGAGAACAUCGUUUUCAUCAUGGAUGAUGCGAAAUCCAGCCCGGCCAAGAAAAGGCCUCUGGUUUUCGGUGCACACAUGGAUGCUGUGAAGCUUCGCUCUGUUCGCAGCCCUUUCAAGCUGACCUGGCGUGUGAGGCCUGCCAGUGAGACCUUCAACUUUCUGAGCCCUUGA
Molecule: messenger RNA, 1224 nt
Organism: Symbiodinium sp. CCMP2592
Lineage: Eukaryota; Dinophyceae; Suessiales; Symbiodiniaceae
Source: the annotation of a GenBank genome assembly